Trachymyrmex septentrionalis is the source of this 8803-nucleotide messenger RNA. It is a transcript of the gene sli, whose product is annotated as protein slit. NCBI's taxonomy places the organism in Eukaryota, Metazoa, Arthropoda, Insecta, Hymenoptera, Formicidae. Bases 1052 to 5578 code for a protein of 1508 amino acids. Gene Ontology annotation, molecular function: Roundabout binding; calcium ion binding; heparin binding. The record is from RefSeq and is a predicted model, not a curated record. Gene Ontology annotation, biological process: axon guidance. The transcript is spliced from 30 exons.
AAUCGUUCCCCGGCACGAGUCACGUACCCGUUCGGGUACGGUAGAGCCUUGGCCGAAGACCAGCAUCAAGAUAAAGUCAGUGGGAGCUGUACCCAAGGAUGCGCAGGAACGGGUGGUGCCGUUAGUGGUGGAUAACAACUCGUUGGAGGGGCCAGCGAGUGACGAGGAAGGGGGCCACGGAAACGGCCCCCGAAAGGGCCCGCUGGAUGGUCUAAUCUACGAGCAACCAUCAAGACCUAACCGGCAAGAGGGCGAAUACAUCCGACCAACCGAGACGCAGGAGCUUAGUACCGUCUUUGGUUCAGAUCUGGCCGCAGUGGACACCGGACUGGGACCCACCAAUGAACGCAUAGAGCUUAAUGAAAGGACCGGAAGCAAGAUCAAGCAGUCACAAAGCCCCAUAGUGUCGGCAAUCGACGAUCACGUCUCGAUCUUGAUACAUUGCAAACAUCAUCCGGAGGGAUUCAACGGCGCAGCCUUGGAGCUACAAUCGACCGGCGACAAUUCCGACGCGCGCUCAAAGCGUUCGAGGAAGACGUUGGACGAGGACGAUAACGAUAACGACGACGAGCAACCGGCGAGAAGAAUCUGCGCGGCACAUCGGCACAGAGUGUCCUGCCACGUAGCGCGAGCCCACACGGAGCCACCCUGUCGAAGAGACGUAAAUCGAAGUCGACCCUGUCGUGUUCAUGAUCGCCGGCGGGACUGCCCCAGAGGAAAGUCGACGGAAAGACCAGAACAUCGACAUCUGAGGUUCCACGAUCCGAACGCCAUCGUACGAUUAGAACAAGACCCAAUACUUCGUCCAGUUCGCAUUCUCGGCUGUCCUUCCGCGGAGGGCCAAGAGAUAACUUCCUAUCUGGAACCGGCCGGACCCAGUUACGUUUACACGGGUGUCGGCGUUGGUGGUCAGUUCGCCGGCGGUGAACCGCACUGCUUCGAUCUGCACAAUCCAGACAAUAUUCUGCCCAAGAGCCGCGUCGGCAGUAUUGCCAGGCUCCUCGACGGUCCGAAUCGCGCCGUGAAGGAUAUCAAUCGCAAGGUCUUGGCGAUGGCGCGUGCCAUGACACCCGCCUGGUCGCUGCGCCUGCUUGGCGUCAGCUGCGGUUCCGUGCUUUGCGCCUGGGGACUUUUGUUGAUAUUAUCCGUGCUUGGUGGCGGUGCUUCGCAUGGCACCGGGAUCGGUAACUUCGGCCUCGGUAGUAUGACGGGUACGAUGGACGAUUUGAAUGGCGUUAGAUGUCCUUGGGCGUGCACGUGCGGCGGACAGGAGGUGGAUUGUUCUCAUCGUGAACUCACGCAGAUUCCUGGUGACCUGGCGAGCCUGCUCAUCGCGGAAAAACUAGAUCUUCAAGAAAAUAACGUAUCGGUGAUAUUCAAGACCGAUUUUGAAGACAUGGCAACGCUCCAUGUUUUGUUACUAUCAAACAAUCAAAUACACACCAUCGAAAGAGGGGCUUUCCAAGAUUUGGUGGCGGUGGAAAAACUACGGUUAAACAAUAAUCAAAUACGUCAUUUGCCCGAUCUUCUCUUCAGCAAUAUGAUGAAUUUAAAACGGCUAGAUCUUAGCCACAAUCAGAUUGCCACCAUAGGACCGAAGACUCUCAGAGGAGUGUCCGCUCUCAGACAUUUAUUACUUGACAAUAAUGUAUUGACUUGUGUGGAUGAGGCUUCGAUACGAGAAUUGAAAGAUUUGGAAAUAUUAAUGCUGAAUAAUAACAAACUUAUAACGCUCGGCAAAGAGAUAUUGAACGGCUUGUCGCAUUUGCGAACUUUGAAGCUUGCGGAGAACGCAUUCGCUUGCGAUUGCCAUUUAGCAUGGUUAUCGCGUCAUUUGAAGACUUAUCCUCGCCUAGGGCAACAUACACGAUGCGCAUCUCCGGCUCAUCUCAAGGAACGCAAUCUCGCCGAAGUGCAAGAGCACGAGUUCAAAUGUUCGGGUCUGGUCGAGCGAACGGGAUCGGAAUGCAGCGCUGAGCCCCAAUGCCCGCAUCCUUGUAAAUGCGCUGAUGGGAUCGUCGAUUGCAGAGAGAACUCCUUGACGAAAGUGCCAACCCACCUUCCCGAGGAUACCACAGAGUUGCGGCUGGAACAAAAUGGCAUUACGGAAAUUCCACCAAAGGCUUUCUCGCCAUAUAGAAAAUUGCGAAGAAUUGACCUGAGCAACAACCAGAUAAAAAAGGUAGCAGCAGAUGCUUUCCACGGAUUGAAGUCCCUCGAAUCGCUAGUUCUAUAUGGCAACAAAAUCACUGAGCUACCAGCUGGUCUUUUCCAAGGCCUUACAAAUCUGCAAUUAUUGUUACUGAAUGCCAAUGAGAUAUCAUGCAUACGAACAGACCUGUUCAAAGACUUAACCAGUCUUACCUUGCUGUCUUUGUACGACAACAAUAUACGUUCGUUAGCUAAUGGGACUUUUGCCAACCUGCGGAGCAUUAAAACACUACAUUUGGCGAGGAAUCCGUUCAUCUGCGAUUGCAAUCUACGCUGGCUGAGCGCGUAUCUUCACGCGCAUCCUAUAGAGACAUCCGGCGCUAAAUGCGAAACGCCAAAAAGAGCGCAGAAACGGAAGAUCGAUUCGAUGCGGGACGACAAGUUCAAAUGUAAGGGUGACGAGGAACUGCUAACAAAAAGAGCUGGCGAAUGCAUUCUGCCUGGCGCUUGCCCCGCGCAGUGUACAUGCAAUGGCGCGACGGUCGAUUGCUCCAACAAAAGAUUAACUGCGAUACCAAAAGACUUACCGCUUUACACGUCGACUUUGUUGUUGAGCAACAAUGAACUGGACAAGAUCAAAGCGGACGGCCUUUUUGAGAAGUUGCCGGAGCUACAGCAUCUGGAUCUCAGAAAAAAUAAAAUCUCCCGCAUCGAGGCGUCCGCCUUUCAAGGGGCUCAUAAUCUCACCGACCUACUUUUGUCCGAGAAUAGGCUGCGAGAAGUGCACAACAAGAUGUUCUCCGGCCUACCGAGCCUUAAAACACUGAAUCUCCAUGGUAAUUCCAUUACAUGCGUUAUGCCGGGAUCGUUCGACGGAAUGCCGCACAUACGUGCUAUUAACAUGCAAGGUAACCCGCUAUCGUGCAACUGCUAUCUCGCGUGGUUCGCCGGAUGGUUGAGGAAACGAGAUAUAGCCGGAAUCACUGGCCGUUGUCACGAUCCACCGCGAUUAAAGGAUGCCAUCAUCAAGGAUAUUCCGCACCAUGAAUUCAAAUGCAACAACGACAGCGUGGGUUGCCUAGGCGACGAUUACUGCCCGCCUCAAUGUAAUUGCGCGGGUUCGGUGGUGAGAUGUUCGAGGUCUCAGCUUACAGAGAUUCCACGCGGGAUUCCACCGGAAACCACCGAGCUGUAUUUGGACGUGAACGACAUCAAGACGAUCCAACCGGAGAGGUUGAACCACCUGAGGAUUCUCACCAGACUGGAUCUGAGCAACAACCAGAUCGGAAUGCUGUCCAAUGAUACCUUUAGGAAUCUCACGAAGCUGUCGCAUCUAAUCAUUAGUUACAACAAGCUACAGUGUGUGCAACGAAAUGCUCUCGCGGGAUUGAAGAAUCUGCGAAUAAUUUCAUUGCAUGGUAACGACAUAUCGGUCAUCCCAGAGGGAGCGUUUGAGGAUCUCAAGUCCAUAACACAUCUUGCCCUGGGGUCCAACCCGCUUUACUGCGAUUGCAGCAUGCGAUGGUUGGCCGAGUGGGUGAAGAAAGAUUAUGUGGAGCCUGGCAUCGCCAGGUGCAUGGAACCUCCUGCGAUGAGAGACAAAUUGCUUUUGACGACACCGGCUAGUGCCUUUCAAUGCAAAACCAAGCAGCAGCCAGCCGAAGUCUUGGCCAAGUGCGACCUGUGUUACACCUCGCCAUGUGAAAACGGAGGAUUUUGCGAGGCGCUUCCGGACCGGCAGUUCCGUUGCAAGUGCACGCCAGGAUAUCACGGGGACCGGUGUCAGCAUAAAAUUGACGCGUGCUAUGGAAAUCCUUGCAGGAACUCCGGAACUUGCAAAGUACUGGAGGAAGGAAGAUUCAGUUGCGACUGCGCCCCCGGGUACAAGGGACUUCGAUGUGAAAGCAACGUCGACGACUGUGCCAACAACAGGUGCGCUAACAACGCAACCUGCGUCGACCUCGUACAGGCCUAUCGAUGCGACUGCACCCCAGGAUUCAUGGGAGAAUACUGCGAGGAGAAGAUACCCUUCUGCACAAAGGGUCACGACCCCUGCGAGAACGGAGGUCGAUGCGUCGACCACAAGACCCACUACAGCUGCGAAUGCCCAAUCGGCUUCACCGGCCUCAAUUGUUCCACAAACUUGGAUGACUGUGUCGAUCAUAUGUGCCAGAACGGUGCUACUUGCAUUGACGGCAUAAACAAUUAUGAGUGUAAGUGCGCGGCGGAGUAUACAGGGAGAUACUGCGAGGCUGCACCCUCGACAGCCAUGCUGUAUCCACAGACAAGUCCGUGUGCCCACCACGACUGUCAGCAUGGUGCCUGCUUCCAGCCCGCUCCUGCCUCCGCCGCGGACUAUCUUUGCCAGUGCCAUCCCGGCUAUACCGGAAAACGAUGCGAGUACCUGACGAGUCUGAGCUUCGUGGACAAUAGCUCGCUGGUCGAGCUAGAACCGCUACGCACGAGGCCCGAGGCAAACGUGACCAUCAUAUUCAUGACCACGCAGGAAAACGGGGUUCUUCUCUAUGAUGGACAAAGCGACGGACACAUCGCUGUCGAGCUCUUUAAUGGGCGGGUCAGGGUCUCAUACGACGUGGGUAAUUAUCCUACCUCGACGAUGUACAGCUACGAGAUGGUGGCCGAUGGCAAGCCUCACAUGGCGGAGCUUUUGGCGAUCAAGAAAAAUUUUACAAUGAGGGUCGACCGGGGUUCCGCCAGGAGCAUCAUCAACGAGGGUCCGAAAGAGUAUCUCAAGCUUGUCACGCCAAUGUUCGUCGGUGGCGUAGCGCCAGAAGUUGCUAAAGUCGCAUUUACCGACUUUCAUCUUAGAAAUAUUACGAGCUUCCAAGGCUGCAUCUCCGAGAUGUGGAUCAAUCAUAAGUUGGUAGACUUCAGCAACGCCGCAAAGAUGCAUCGCGUUACUCCCGGAUGUGCUGCUAGCGAGGAGGAAGCCGAUGAAGCAAGAGAUAUUGUUGAAGCUGAGGGAAUUAACAGUAGUGGUAGUAACGAGGAGAUCAUCCCACAAGAGCACAUACCUCGCGAACAUUCUGAUGUCAUCAUGUCGGUAAGUGGAUUGGUGCCUGCACAUGCAUGUAUCGGACAUGAAUGCAAAAAAGGAUCUCAAUGCUUACCGUCGCCAUACGGUAACAGCUAUUCUUGUCGAUGUCAAACUGGCUGGCAAGGACGAUACUGCGAGAAAGCACCAACCUGUCGCAAGGAGCAUACCAGGGAGUACUACAGUGAGAAUGGAUGUCGGAGUCGACGACCCGUGAAGCUUGCUAAAUGUUGGGGAAGUUGCGGCAAUUCUUGCUGUUUACCGCGGAAGACUAAACGGCGCAAGGUUCGAUUAAUUUGCGCUGACGGCAUGCGGUACACUAAGGACGUUGACCUGGUGCGUAAGUGCACGUGUACCCGCAAAUGUUACUAGCCAGUCGACGCAUCGCGGCCCGAGUCUCGUCGGCGCGCAUCGAGACGUAAAAUGAGACCGAGAAGAAACCCCUGGAUCCGAAGCAGCACUCCCGAGCGUACUUUCACGUGUCCUCCAAGAUGACGAAAGGAACAACAACGGGGACGACGAGGGCAAGCGCUACGACGUGCCCUCGGCAUCCCUAUGCGAGACGUACGUGGACGAGAAAGUGCGUGAGGAAGUGCAGGCCAAAACUAGAUGGACACACACAUAGCUGGCUCAGUGUGAUAUGUAUUAUUAAAAAAAGAAGAAGAGAGAGAGAGAGAGAGAGAGAGAGAGAGAGCGCGCGAAAGAGAGAAAGAAAGCGAGAGAAAGAAGAAGCAAGAGUAUAUUGUACGUAAUAUAUAGCUACGGACUAUCGAUAUCGAAGCAGUUAAACGUAUACUAGGUAUUAUUCGUAUAUAUAAUGACCCGACAUAGGUAUAUAACGACGAAAACGCGGGCGGAAGAAAGGGUGGGCGCGAGCGCGCGCGGACAAUGUGUCCGUAUAUUUGCGAUCGCGGACCGCGCACGCGGGCGCUUGCGUGUUCGUAAUGUUACGCACGAGUGCGUACGAUUACGCCGUUGAUUUAGCGCGGAAUGGACCUAACUGGUAAUAGGGGAUUCGCGGCUGCGUACAAAUAGGCUUCCGUAAUCUUCUUAUAGGAUAUAUACGCGCUGCUUUUUGUUUAAUACGUCUCCGCAAUUGUAAUCUCUAUUGAGGCUUUGAUGCAAGCAUCUCGAUGUAAUCUGUUUUUCAAAAAUUAUUAUUCAGAAAACGUAUUAAUUGUGUCCUAUAUUAUAACGGAGAUAUUGGAAAAUAUUGCAGUUAAGUUAUUCGAGCAGUUUUACUUGAACUACUUGUAAUGCAACACAUCAUUACGCUAUAGUUAUAAAAUCAACGUCUGUCUAAUCUCUCUGUGUAAUCUCUUAAAUUAAAUUUAUUGUUCUAAAAAAUUGUUUGUAUUUAUAAAAAGAUAUUAUAUAGCGAUAGAGAUUAGUGACAAUCGUAAUUUCUUGAAAGUUUAUAAAUGGUCGACCGCGAAACUUAGAUCCAUGUUAGGUCUAUCUUUCCUCCAGCGAAUUUUUACACUAAACGCGAAUCUUUGAUCGCAUAGCUAUUUCUAUCUACUGAGCAAUGGUCUUGAAUUUUUGCAAGAGAAGAUUUACAAAUAUGUGAAAAAUAGUGAAUGAGAGAGAGAAAGAGAGAGAGAGAGAGAGAGAGAGAGAUGUUUGUGAAAAUGGCGUGAAUGGCUACAAUACUUUUUCGCAAAUUGUUUGAUUUCGACACACUUCGCUUGGCUACAACGCGCGCGAGCAAUAUCGUCGUAGCCAAUAAACGAAACGGAGGCAAAUAAAAGAGAAUGGCGAUGUGUUUCUUGUCUUUUUCAUCAGUUUAGUUGCAGUGCUGCCAAUUUAGCGUUUCAGCUAUCACUUUAACUGCACAAUCUUUAGCUAGUAUGGAUAUUAGGCCGCUUGUAAAUCGUAAUAAACACGAUAAUCAGAAGGGACAAGCAAUUAUGCCGUUAAAGAAUCGACAUAUAGAAUUACAAUUACGUGAAUAGAUCACAAGUAAGUGUCUAACUAAAUGUAAAAUAUAUUUUAAGCAUAGAAGAAACUUAAUUGAAAGUAAGCCGUCAACGUCUUCUUACCUCACUUCACCGACAGCAGCAGUGGGAAUGUAGCUUUAUUUUUGAAAAAGUCAAGAAAUCACAUCGUGUGAUCGAGAUCGCUCGGACUGUAUCGCGUUUCGAAGUGUACUCUUCAGAAAUUUUAUACUUUACGGCCUAAUAUUACGUUUCAAGGCGCAAAAUGCAGUCUGCAGGCUGCACGGAGCAAUGAGAGAUUUGCGUUCAGAUUGAUGCAGCAGAUAAUAGGAAAACGAAUUAUGGAGGAACGGGCAACGCGCGUAUAUUAACGUUCGAUCAACGUUCGAUCGCGAAACGGAUGUAACUAUAUAGGUCAAUGAAAUCGUCGGUAAUCCGAAAACAAGGACUUUACCGAUAUAAAACCGCGUAAUUAUUUUUGUAUAAGCGCAUUAUUUAUAUACCUAAGCUAAUUUGCUAUUAGUUUAAUCAAGAAGCGUAAUUCGUUCGUAUACUACUUAAGCCCGUAUUAAUGUAUGGCGUAAUACGUACCUACCUUACAUCUAUUUAUGCGUAUCUAUUUUUCCCCUGGAUAAUUGCAUCGCAUCUUCCACUGCCAGUAUUUAUAUGUAUUUAUUCCGUUUCCUUGUUUCACUCAUUCUUAUGUUAUGUAAACUGUUUCUUUAAACAUAUACAUUCACUUAGAAGACGAACGAAUAUCUCUCGAUGUGCUUCGCUAUUGUCCUUCACAAUUUCAAUGCGAUCUUGCCGUCUAGCGUGCGCCUCGCGAGAAAGUACCAAUCGUAGAAUAUAUAUAGACAUAGCUUUUGGCCGCUAAACGUUCAACGGCCAUACGAUUUAAAUCUUAUGGCCUGCGUAUCUUUUUAGAGUUUUGUCUCGAAAUUCACUGCCAUCAUAUGACUGCCACGCUUGACGAUUGUCAUGUUAUUAGCCAGUUUUUGCCAUGCAAGAGAGAAUAUAAUGGAAAAGAUAUCUGUCUAUUGAUAUAUAGAUUUUUUUACAUUUUUUUUUUACUUAGCUUCACAAUUGACUUUACUCAGUUUUACACAGAAAGUGUUUUUAUUUUUAUUUAUAGUAAAAAUGGACAAAUAGUGAAAAAUAUUUAAAUUGUAAACACAUACGAUAUCAUCCAUCUAUUGAUAGCCAGGGCCGAGGAUUCUUAUUUGUCUUCAUGUUUUCUUCUUUACAUACUGUAAACGGAAAAAUAGGUGUAUCAUAUAAAUAUGAUAUAAUAUAUAAUAUAAUUUACUAGUAUUAAUAGUCACAUAAGUUCCCUAUGCCAUUUUUUUUUAUGUUUAUAAGCGUCUUGGUUGUCGAUAUUUUAUCAUUCGAACGAAUGUCUGUGAAACACUCGAAAUUAGCACCUGUCGGAAAACAGAUUUUGUAUUACAACUCUGUACAUUUGGUCCAACGAAAUAUAAAUAAACAUACGUAAGCCAGCAUACGUUCAUUCGUCGUAUCGAUAAUCCAUUGCAAUACAUGAUUUAAUUAUUUAUACUAUCUUUGAUGCGCGCUCCGCAUUUAGCAUUAAAGUGCAAAGUUGCAAAAGCAUGACUAAUCAACGUUAUCACGAAUUGAAAAUUGCACCAGUAUAUUUUAC